Molecule: messenger RNA, 1074 nt
Organism: Monosiga brevicollis MX1
Lineage: Eukaryota; Choanoflagellata; Craspedida; Salpingoecidae
Exons: 1
Coding region: 1-1074 (357 amino acids)
Cellular component (GO): membrane
Molecular function (GO): sulfotransferase activity
Source: RefSeq, a predicted model, not a curated record
AUGACCGCGUUCUGGCUGCUGUUGGUGGCGGUUAGCCAGGCCUACCCCUUGCUGGACGACGCGUACUCACCGGCUGAGGAAUUCUCCAACGAUCUCGCAGAGCGUGUUUCGCGUGAAUCCGCUCUUAGCCCCGAUCUGCGCGCUAAUCCGGACACUUGUGUGGCGCUCAAUCCACAUAGCGUCUUUUACAACCGCGUACCCAAAGCGGCCAGCACCUCCCUCAAGACGCUGGCCUCGCAACGUGCGCACAAAAACGGCUACAUUCACAUUUCCAGCACCGUCUACAACGAUCGCGGCUUUUUUGAAACGGACCAAGAGGAAGCCAAUGUUCAACGCAUUCAGGCCAUCUUUGAUCAGUACGAUAAGGUUCUGUACGACCAACAUAUCCGUUUCCUGAACUUUAGCAAGUUUGGCAAGCACCAGCCCGCCUACAUCAACAUGGUCCGCGAGCCCAUCUCCCGAGCCGUGUCCACCUACUACUUUGCUCGUGUGGGCCAGCACAGCCGACGGGAUGAGAUUCGUGCCCUCCUUGGCGAGCAGGCCGAUUGGGACAUCAACACUUGCAUUGAUCGCCGUGAGGAAUGCCGCUGGUUCACUUCGAAGAUUGAGCACUUUAACCUCAUGACCCGCUUCUUCUGCGGCCAUUCCGAAGCCUGCCGUGUUGUGGACGAUGCCGCCUUUGAGGUCGCCAAGUACAACCUCGAGCAUAACUUUGUCUUUGUGGGCGUCACUGAGCGCUUUGCCGAGUCGGUGCGCGUGCUUGAGAAGAUUCUGCCCAAGUUCUUUCGAGGCGCCUACCGUACCAUCUCCAGCGCUGCUCCCGACGCGUCUCGUCAAAAUGUCAAUAAGAAAGCAGGUGCCAAGCCCAACCAGGAAAACCUGGAGAUUCUUCAACACUUGGCCCGCUACGAUCUCGCUCUCUACCAGUUUGCGUCGGGCCUCUUUGAGCGCAAGCUGCAAGCUUGCUUUAGUGGCUUGGACGUGCCAGCGGCUGAGCAAAGUCCAAGCCUGGGGGAGCAGACCAGCCAAGGUGGUUCCUACGACGUGAACGGGUUCUCUGUUCCUCGAGCAUGA